This is a messenger RNA of Anguilla anguilla (European eel), 4011 nucleotides long. It is a transcript of the gene cmtm6, whose product is annotated as CKLF-like MARVEL transmembrane domain containing 6. Gene Ontology annotation, cellular component: membrane. Bases 191 to 745 code for a protein of 184 amino acids. The record is from RefSeq and is a predicted model, not a curated record. The transcript is spliced from 5 exons. NCBI's taxonomy places the organism in Eukaryota, Metazoa, Chordata, Actinopteri, Anguilliformes, Anguillidae.
GUCGUUGAAACACCCUGCUUCUGUUUUUGCGGAAGCUGGAGCGGGCACAAGGCAACUUUUUAUAUUUGUUCAAGUUUUAAUGUUGAUUUAACGGGGGAUUUCAAACCGAACCAAACGUAAGCAAUUUAAACGCACUACGCAGUUAGCCAGCUCAGUGAUUUUGUUCUGGAGUGAAUAGCCACAGAUCACUAUGGCUACAACAGACCCAGUGUAUAAUCCGACAACUACGCAGGAAACAACGUCUAAAAAUUUUUUCAAAAUUCCAACGGACAAUUUGGAUGUGUUCCGAUUUUUUAUUAAAGUGGCUGAAGUGAUCCUGUCUUUCCUGGCCUUUGUCUUGGAGGAGGUGGUGAUCAGUUGCGUAUCCUGUUCGCCGCUCUACUUCUUUGAGUUUGUUAGCUGCACAGCCUUCCUAUUCACUGCCCUGCUGCUCAUCCUCCUCUCCACCGUCCUGCAUCAGAAAGUGGGCAUCGACUGCUGGCCAGCUGUGGACUUUUGUUACACAGGUGGCAUUGGCCUUUUCUUCCUUAUCUCCGCCAUCGUCUUUGCGUCAGAUAAUGGAGGAACCUCCGUGGAGAAGGCGGCAGUGGCUUUUGGCUUCCUUGCAACCAUAGCCUUUGCUGUGGACAUUUGCAGAUUUUUAAUGACUAAAGGUCUGCCAUUUAAGAAGAGCAACCCAGCACCUGGCGAGGUUCAGCCUGAGCACCCAGAGGAAGAAAAACUCAGGUCCAAUGGAACAGAAUAAGUCAGGAACACACUGCCUCCCUCUGACUGAUCCAUGCCAUUACUUUGAGACUAGAAAAUAAUUUAUCUUCACCAAGGUUCUUCUCGAGUUAUCCUGAGAGCCAAAAUGAAGAUGGUCGCCACCCCUUUUCUGGUAUCCAUUUGGUUUCAGCUUAAAACAUAAGUUUGGUAUAAUUGAGUCCAACUUUGUUCCUAUUGGUCACUGGAGCAACAAAUAUGACUUCACAUAUUUUUUAGGACAAUGGUGAAGGUACUAUGGCAUGUUUUUUUAAAAUAUAAUAUUUGUAUGAAAUGCAGUUAGCAAUGUUUUAACCAAAGGUAAGUGGUUUUCAUGGUUUAGCUGUUUGUUUUGUUGGGAGGAAUAGUUUGGCCAUUUACAAAAUCUGAAAUUAAUUUGAUGCUGACUGACAUGUGGUUUUAAUUGCAGUGAACACUUUGCAGAAACUUGGCACAGUGUGUGCAGAUUAGGAAGAAGGGCAAGUGGUCUUAGCUCAAAUUUCAUGCUCAAAUCAUGUUUGUUUUAAAGAGCCUGCGGUGUUCUUUGCAUGCUUCAUUCAGAUCUAUCUGAGAUGAAUAUAUGUGGGGAAACGGCAAUAAACAGAAAGAGAACUUUAAUUAUUAUUUUAAAAAUUAUUAUUACGACUCAUAUUGUUUGCCCCUCGUAAGAUUGUGUUAAAGCUAAUAUACUAUAAUAUACCAUACUGGUGAUUUAUGAAGAGUAACAAUUUUAAUGUGCCUUAAAUCAGAAUUUUUAAAUCACUAAUGCCAUUAUUUAUUAUGAAUACAUUUGAAAUACGGUAUCAAAAUGAACUCUGUUGCAAACAUGUUUUGAAUUCUUCAUAGUAAUGUGUCACUUUUUUUACAGUUCCAAGACCUACUUUUUAGUGUUUUUAUAUAACAACAAAUUAACAUUCCAGUGAUCCACAUCUACAUAGCAUUCUUAUGGCUAUCAUUAACAGAGGGAACAGAUAGCUUCCUUUGCAUAAAAUCAUUUGUGUAUAUUUUCUACAAAGGCCACCAUGUUUAUUCAUAAAUAAUGUUUGUAUAUGUCUAAACAUAUCUGGGAAAUAUUGGCUCCUUCAGAUUUUAUUAAAAUUUUUACUUUUAAAUUGUUGUCAGCCUAUUUCAUACAAUGUGUGGCAACAAAUAGAUAAUCUGAAUAGUGAAUGCUAGCUUAUAUCCCACACUUAAACUGCACUGGUAUUUAUGACAAUGGUCAUAUAUUAAAACCUAUAAAGGUAGAAGGUUACCAUUAUGUGUAUUUACAUUUUUUAUUGCCUGUUUCAAGACGGCUAGUAUGUUUUCUGUCUGUUACUGUUGUCCAUCAACUGAAACAUAAUUUAUUUAUUUCAAGAUAAAAGCCCCUUGAUAUUUACCAUCUAGUUUUUUGUGAGAGUCCUGCAACGCUGCAUAAAACACAUUUAUACUUCUUCCUUGCACAAAAUAACUGAAAUGAAGAAAAACAAAAAAUAAACGCCAGAACAGAGACGCUCCUGAUGGAAUGUCAGUUAAUGAUUAAUUUUAUAUACCAGUCAGCAAUAACAGUCUGUCAUAAGUUUCCAGGAACAUUUUUAAUUGCGCAAUUAACACAUUUCAUAGUAGUUGGCCCAGCCUGUUUUCAUGCCUGAAUAGAGAGAUUCCUUGAGAGGUGACUUGAGAACCUUGUAAAUUUCAUACACUUUAGAAUCUGGUACCAGUGCAGUUGGCAUGUGCGGUUGAGGGAUGGAUGAAGUUGUUUGUACAUCUACAUUAACAGUGACGUGUUUGAAAGUGACAACCUAGAAAAAAUAAACACACACACAAAUUAUUGUAAAUGAAAAUGAUGUCCACAAUGGUGGCCAACAGAAUGAUGUAGGAGCUUUUAAAGUACUAGUUUAUUACUAGAAACUAAGUUGAAUGUUAGAAUGCUGAAGUCUUACUGGGGUUAAGCAGCUAAUGGGAACAUACUAGUGCUGGCCUCAUAGAAUGUGGCAUGUGUAUAUAAAUUAGUUUUCUCAUAGUGGUAAAUUAUUGAUUUUAAAAAAAGCAUUGUCACUUAAGAAACGUUAUAUGAAACUGUAAUAUCCCAAAAUAAUUUGUGCUAAAAGGCAAUCAUUAAAAUCCUUUUUUUUUUUGUUUUUGUUCUGAGGGAUUGGGGAGUUACUUUAUAUGUUAGUGUAGCAUUCAUUUUUGUGUCCAAACUUAUUCUAGGUCCAAGAUCCUAGGAAGAUUUAGUGUCAACAUACAGUACCCCUUUAUUUUUAUAUCUGAAGUGUCCAGACAUUGCUUUAUUGAAAACAUUGCCCUGCCAUGCAUUGUAAAUUUUUAUGGUAUUGACAUUUCUGCAUACUAUAUGACAGCUUCAUUAUGUAAUUGCAUAGGUCUUCUGAUUAUUUUUACUGUGUAUAAUGCCUUGAAAUGUGAUGGACUGCAAUCAGAAGUGCCUAUUACCAUAGUGCUGACCGACACAGGUAUCUAGAACAUUUGCCCAAGGGUUUUGUUGUUGUCUUCAGUCAUCACAGAGUAAAUACCCUUGAGGUUGAAGAUAUUCUUGGUCUGGGGUAUUCAUUUCUGACUGCAGGACCAGCUGGCCCGCCCAUGGAUUAAACUGUUUCUUUAUUAGCUUUGUGGCCAGAGACAUUACUUUGUUUGAUAUUACCUUCUGUAGUUAAUAUCGACAAUGAUUUUCCUAGAAUGGUUAACUUAAUUUACAUCACUUAAUUGUUUCUGACUUGUCUGAGUCUGCUUGUGUUUAAAGUAAAGUGCCUGCACACUUCAAUGAGUAGAAAUAUACACUGGGUCUGGCUCUGCUCAUAAAUAUUCAUGAAUACACAGGCAUACAAAGUCUUCACUGGAACUCUAGCACAGAACAGAUGUGAAUCAUGUAUCAACUAUGUCAGCAGUCGUGAAUAUACUGCUUCCGUAGUGUCCAUCAGCGUCUGUUUGAGGGUUUAUGGCAGGUUCACAGAUCUUAUUCAUGUGUAGAUCAGCUGGAAUGGGAGUCACAGUGAGUUGCACACUCAUGCAUGACCUGACCUGACCUGGCCUGUCCGUGCAGAUUAGAAUAAUGGUGGUCGGGACCUUACUGGGAUUAGAUGUCUGAUGCAAUGUAAACUGGAACCAUUCUUAUAAAUAUGUGGCCCCAUGCUUAAAAUAUCUAUUUUUAUGUAAUGCACACUGUAACACUGCUAUAUCAAGGUCAGUGGUGUAAAUUUGCAUUUGAUCUUUAAUCUUUUGAUCCAUGUGCGUUUAACGUCAUUCUAACAAUAAAAUGAUGAGUUUACUGCC